AUGUAUACUAUUAUACAAAAGAUUAAGUGGCCCUUAGUAUUAUGUGAUUUUGUUUUCAAAAAUUUUAAUACUAAUUACCGGACAUUGGAGUUAUUGAAUUUAAAAGAAUCGAAACUUGAAAAAAUUAGUAUCUGUGGUGGUGGCAUCAAGAAGUUAGAUGUUGAUCUAUUCCCAAUUUCUGUUAAAGAUUUAGCUUUAGUGGAAAUGGGGAUCCAUGAACUACCUGCUUCAUUUAAAAGAUUGAAUAAUUUACGACAGUUGUCACUAAUGGGAAAUCAAUUGAGAAAUGUAAAUUCUGUCAAAUUGCCAGUAUUAUCUUUGGAUGUUUUAAACGUACGUCAAUGUAACCUUCGUUUGAUAUCACCAUUUUUGGUUUCAAUGCUUGAGGAGAAGAAUCAGAACGCAAAUCUAAGAGUAGAGGCUACAGGAAAUUUGAAUGUGAAUAUAAAUGAUGUGAGGAAAGUAUUGAAAGCAAUCAAAGGACUCUCAUUAGAGCUCAACAGACUCAAUGAUUCUCUAUUGAAAAUAUCUAAUCAUUCUUAUCGUUUGGAAGCUGUAUAUCGUGAUUUUGAUCCUUAUUUCGAAACUCCCCAAUCUUCAGAAAAUGAAGAGGUAGUCUCCGAUUAUGAUUCAGACGACCUUUACAGUGGAAGUGUGUUUUAUCUGGAUGAGGAAGAUAAUGCAUAUAACAACAAAAAAAGAAAGGAAUGA
Messenger RNA from Candida albicans SC5314, 711 nucleotides. RefSeq lists its product as uncharacterized. The record is from RefSeq and is a predicted model, not a curated record. The coding region runs from base 1 to 711 and encodes 236 amino acids. Lineage: Eukaryota; Fungi; Ascomycota; Pichiomycetes; Serinales; Debaryomycetaceae. The transcript has a single exon.